AUGGCAGUACUGCUCGUGGUAGACGACUGCAAUAAUGGCAGGAUCAGGAGGGAGCGCGUCUUCAGGGACCACACUGAUUUACUGGCCCACGAUGAUGACUGGCUGUUCAGCCGUUUCAGAUUUCCAAGAGCCAUCCUCUUGGAACUCUGUGCUGAGUUGGGUCCGAGUUUGGAGAGGGGCACAAGGAAGAGCCAUGCACUACCUGUCCCCCUGCAAGUGCUCACUACACUUGGUUUCCUGGCAAGCAGGUCCUACCAGCGCAAGUUGGCAGACCGGUCAGGAAUAACCCAGUCUGCACUGAGCCGUAUAAUGCCAGCUGUAUGGGACGGGAUCAUCCGCAUGUCCACCAGGUACAUCAGAUUCCCGUAUGGUGCAGCUGACCUUGCAAAUAUUAAAACGCAAUUUGCAGCGAUUGCCGGUUUCCCUAAUGUAAUCGUUGUGAUUGACUGCACACACAUUGCAAUAAAGGCGCCAUCGGUGGAUGAAUUUGCGUACGUCAAUCUCAAAAAUUUUCAUUCCAUCAACGUGCAGAUCAUAUGGGACGCACCGAUGCGCUUCACAAAUGUUGUGGCAAGAUGGCCUGGCUCGACCCACGAAUCCUACAUCCUCACCAACAGCCUGGUGGGCAUGGGGCUCCAAGCUGGCUGGCUCGCCUACAACCACGCUCAUACCAUCACUAGAGCUGUUAUAGAGCGAGCGAUCGAGCAGCUGAAAUGUCGGUGGUUCUGUCUGGACAGGAGCGGGGGGAUGCUGCUCUACCGCUCCAACAAGGUGGUCUGCAUCAUCAUUGCUUGUGCCACCUUGCACAAUCUGGCCCACACCCACUUGCAGAGGUCGAGGAGCCAGCAAAUGAGCCAGAGCCAGCACCCCCCCUUGUGCAACCCCAUCCGACUGCCAUUCGGGACAACGUGUCAUUGA
Molecule: messenger RNA, 918 nt
Organism: Cololabis saira (Pacific saury)
Lineage: Eukaryota; Metazoa; Chordata; Actinopteri; Beloniformes; Belonidae
Product: putative nuclease HARBI1
Exons: 2
Coding region: 1-918 (305 amino acids)
Source: RefSeq, a predicted model, not a curated record